GAGCCGUGUGCAGGCUGCGAGGGGCGGAGGUUUUGCACUCGCUCUCGCCUGGCCAAGGAUAAAUAGGAGGCGGCUGUGAGUCCUGCCAAAGCUGCUCUUCUCACCGCCCAACGCGUCUGACAGCCAGCACACAGCCCAGGCAGACAUGGACUCCCAGGACUGCCCUUGUGCCGCGGGUGGCACCUGCACCUGUGGGGACAACUGCAAAUGCAAAAACUGCAAAUGCACAUCAUGCAAAAAAGGCUGCUGCUCCUGCUGCCCGGCGGGUUGUGCCAAGUGUGCGCAGGGCUGCGUGUGCAAGGGGCCGCCCUCUGCCAAGUGCAGCUGCUGCAAAUAGGGAUCCCUGGCUGCACAUCUGCGGGUGCUGCACAUCUGAGGGGCUGAAGAAAUUUAACCUUAUUGUGUAUGUUGGAGUUUUUUUUAUAUGUUUUCAGGUAUCUUUAGUGUUUGCCACUUUAGACAUGUAAUAAGCUACCUAAAUAAAGCAAUGUGUAUAUAAAGGUCUAUAA
Molecule: messenger RNA, 509 nt
Organism: Columba livia (rock pigeon)
Lineage: Eukaryota; Metazoa; Chordata; Aves; Columbiformes; Columbidae
Product: metallothionein-1-like
Exons: 3
Coding region: 146-337 (63 amino acids)
Biological process (GO): cellular response to cadmium ion; intracellular zinc ion homeostasis; cellular response to copper ion
Cellular component (GO): nucleus; cytoplasm
Molecular function (GO): metal ion binding
Source: RefSeq, a predicted model, not a curated record